AUGGCACAUAAAGACAUGGCUCGGUUACUCACUCUCCUUAUUCGCUUGUCUCAUCACUUCCAUCUUCUACCGGCACUGGAGAUCCACCGCUCGCGACUCAAACUCAUAUGCGAGUGCCUUUGCGAAAUCAAAUUCAUCACCUUCGGCUAUGAUCAAAGAGCUGCCGCUUCGGACGAUGGAUGGUGGGGGGAAAGGGAGGUGGUCGACGGAUUGGCAAUUGGGUAUUUGUUGUUUAGAAGUGAAGAUGAGAAUUUGAUGAUUUCAGCCCCAAAACUCAAAAUCAAUGGAAGCGAGAGAGUGAGAAAAGGAGAGGGACGAUGA
This is a messenger RNA of Dovyalis caffra, 321 nucleotides long. The record is from the annotation of a GenBank genome assembly. Lineage: Eukaryota; Viridiplantae; Streptophyta; Magnoliopsida; Malpighiales; Salicaceae.